AUGACCUUGAUUCCAAUUAUGUUCGACCCGGAAGCGGAUAGAAACAUACUUCUGGAAAAUAGGGCUACCCUGAACAAUAAUGGCAACAUAACCUUCAACUUGAAAUGGAAAAAGAAGCAUUUAGGCUUGGUUGCAGAUUCAGACCUUGCUGAUCUUAUGGAAUUGGUGAAUUGUGGUGGGUUUGAGCUUGGUUGGAUCCGUGUGUUUGUGGCUGGGUUAAUACUGGCCGUUGAUAUUGAGUGUGAUCAAUGGCUAAGGUUUUAUCAGAAAAGGUGGGGUUUUUCCCUCUCCCCAUGGUCACUUUUGCUCAAUCUCCCCCAAAUUCACAUUUACAGCAAACACUACCAACCUCCAAAAUCACACUACGAGCUCCAAUCUCACCACCGUACGAAACCCCACCGGACAAAUCUCCACCGAACGACCACCGUACGACAACCAGACGAAGCUUUUGUUCCCACCAUCGAACGAACCCCCUUAAGAUUAAAGGGUGUUUGUUAUAUUACACUAACUCAAUAUGAUAUUGAAGAUGUUCAAGAACACUGCAAUAAUCUAUUUUCCCAGCAAGAGAUAGUUUCUUUGUAUAAAAGAUUUUGUCAACUCGACCGCAAUGCCAAGGGAUUCAUUUCUGCUGAUGAGUUUCUUUCGGUACCCGAAUUUGCAAUGAAUCCUCUGUCUCAGAGAUUGCUUAAGAUGGUGGAUGGUUUGAACUUUAAGGACUUUGUGAUAUUCUUGUCAGCUUUUAAUCCUAAAGCAAGCAUGCCCCAGAAGAUUGAACUUGAUGCCGUGUUCAUUAUAUAUCAUGAAAUGUGAAAAGAGAUUGAAGAGGAACAUGCAAGAAAAAAAAGAGUUGAGCUUAAAGCUAUGUUAAAGAUAUUGACGGCCACCGACGAAACUUGGUGCAGACACGAAGUAGGCUACGAAUGAAGAAAUAGAAAAGACAAGGAAGGAGAUGCCUUUUUUUAAAGGGCAAGGUGUUUCUUGGUUUAAUUGUAGUUUUUUUUAUGGAUAGUAAUAUAGUUUUGAAUAGAUAAGUAAUGACUGUUAUUUUACCCGUGUAAACUUUCGGGUUGAAUGUGUAUUGGGUCGAUUUGAGUAUGUU
Molecule: messenger RNA, 1099 nt
Organism: Helianthus annuus (common sunflower)
Lineage: Eukaryota; Viridiplantae; Streptophyta; Magnoliopsida; Asterales; Asteraceae
Exons: 6
Coding region: 1-810 (269 amino acids)
Molecular function (GO): calcium ion binding
Source: RefSeq, a predicted model, not a curated record